UCGGAGUGGUAUAGCUUUGUUAAUUUAUUUGACGAUAUGCUCUCUAUAGCUUUCCUUACUAGUGCAAGAAAUUCUUUAACAAUGGUAAUUUCAUCAUUACAUCGAGAUUCAGAUAUGGCAGCUGCCCCUAUAAUAGUUAUGGAAUCUGAUAUCAAAGAUAGGAAAAUUAUUCUCUCUCCAGAUAUGGAUACAAUUGCAAAUUUACUUAGUGGAAACAUUGACCGUAUUCACAAUAUUCUUGAGCAAUUUCCGCGUAUAGGAAAUAAAAUGAAAAUACCGAGAGAGCAUCAGUCUGAUUCCUUUUCUAAAGUAUUUCGCGAAGACUUAGAAUGUGCAGACUUAAUUCGUAAUGUUGAAGCUGAAAUAAAACAUGAACGUGACGAAAUCGAUGGAUAUAUAUCUUUUUGGAACAGUCAUAGAGCUUUAUGGGAAACGACAGAAUCGGAAUUUACUAAUCGUGUAAAAGCAACUUCAAUGACGGCUGAUAUUUUUGAAACCAGUAUUGAAUAUUACAGUGCUAUGGCUGACGAUAUUUCAUUCGUAGAUGCUAUAACUCAUGUUUACUUUAUUCUAAUGAAUCAAAAUUAUAUUAAAAGUUCUAUAUUAGAUUGGAUUGAAAAAUGGCAAGCUCUAAAUAUAAAAAUUCUUUUAAGUCAUUCGUUUUCCCUUAUUAGAUCAAUAUAUAGGUAUAUGCGGAAAAAUGAAAGAAAAAUAAUGAUGAUACCAAGAACCCUUAAGGAAUCUUUAAGAGCAAAAGAAUUUUUCGAACAUUUAAUCGAAGAAGUACCUAUUAAACAAUCUACUUUUCCCCCUAUGCUUGAUUUGUUUGGCGUUUUGGAUAAAUAUCAAGUUGACAUUCCAGAUGAAAUUCGACAAAAAGUGUUAGGCUUGGAAAGUGCUUGGCAGCACUAUCUUAAAAAAUUAGGAGAAGCCGAUGAAAUGUUGGAUAAUAACAGAGAAGAAUUUAAAAAAAUUUUAAUUCAACAAGCUGAAAAAUUUAAAAUGAUUCUCAAAGAAUUCCUCGACGACUUUUAUAUGAAAUUACCAACGGCGGCAAGCAUGUAA
This is a messenger RNA of Drosophila ananassae, 1065 nucleotides long. RefSeq names its product dynein axonemal heavy chain 2-like. The coding region runs from base 37 to 1065 and encodes 342 amino acids. The record is from RefSeq and is a predicted model, not a curated record. The transcript has 2 exons. Lineage: Eukaryota; Metazoa; Arthropoda; Insecta; Diptera; Drosophilidae.